UCACCGCUUCCCUCUCUCUAGAACACAAUCAAACCUUCCUGAAAUCACAAAAGAAUACUCGCUCCUUUUUUGCAAAACAAAUUCCAAAAUUUUACUUUUUUUCUCUCUGUAUGCCACACUUUCUUUGAAUUCUUAAAACCUUAAACAAAAAUGGCAUGGUACAGAAGAUCAAGACUAGGGUUUAACACAAUUUCCAAUUUCAUUACUUCAAAGAUCACCACUGCCCCAAAACCCAUAAUCCGGCCUCUGUCAACUUUGACCCGACCCGACCCAUCUGUAAGAAUUCCUAAAUUUCCUUUGUUUUCACCUGUAUGUGUUAAAAAGGCUUCAAAUUUACCAUCUUUUUCAACUUUGUAUGCUAGAAAUUAUUAUGUAGAUUCUAGACAAGUUAAGCAUUUUAGGCCUAGAGGGUUUAAGAGAUGGUUCGAAAACCCGAGAAAUGUUUUUAUGGUUGUUUUAGUAGGGUCAGGAAUUGGGGUUACUUUGUAUUAUGGGAAUAUUGAGACUGUACCUUAUACGAAACGAAAACAUUUGAUUUUGAUGUCGAAAAACGUUGAGAAAAUGAUAGGGGAGUCUCAGUUUACGAAUAUGAAAGCCGGGUUUAAAGGGAAAAUAUUGCCUGCAAUGCACCCGGAAAGUAUUAGGGUUAGGAUGAUAUCUAAGGAUAUAAUUGAGGCGUUGCAACGCGGGUUGAAGAAGGAACAAGGUUGGACGGAUUUGAAUUAUGCGUCGGAGGGGGGUGCGUCGUCGGAGAAGAGAGGGAAGGAGGCGGUGAUGGCGAUUGGUCAGGAGAGCGAUGCUGUAGGGGAUAAGUGGAUGGGGAAAGAAGAGGUUAUGGAUGAUAUGUGGGUUGAUAAAAGUAGGAAGAAGGGGAAAGAUAAAGGGCAUAAGGCGGAUACGGCACAUUUGGAAGGGUUGAAGUGGGAGGUUUUGGUGGUGAAUGAUCAUGUUGUGAAUGCGUUUUGUUUGCCCGGUGGAAAGAUUGUUGUGUUUACGGGGUUGUUAGAGCAUUUUAAAACGGAUGAAGAGGUUGCUACGAUUAUUGGGCAUGAGGUUGCACAUUGUGUGGCAAGACAUGCUGCGGAGCAGAUUACAAAGAACCUCUGGUUUACCAUCGGGCAGCUAAUUUUGUAUCAAUUUGUUAUGCCUGAUCUUGUCAAUACGAUGUCUAAUCUUUUGCUUAAGCUUCCUUUCUCCAGGAGGAUGGAGAUUGAGGCUGAUUACAUAGGAGUGUUGUUGAUGGCUUCGGCUGGGUAUGAUCCUCGUAUUGCACCAAAGGUAUUUGAGAAGUUGGGUCAAGUAUCAGGCGAUUCGGCUUUGCAAAACUACCUCUCUACCCAUCCAUCUGGAAAGAAGCGAAGUAAAUUGCUAUCUGAAGCUAAUGUGAUGCAUGAAGCACUUUCUAUCUAUCGAGAGUCCAUGUCCGGACGAGAGGUUGAUGGCUUUUUCCUUUAGGCGAACAUGUGUUUUCUGCUAACGGUCGAUUUGUAUAAAAUUUAACCAACAUUCGUUUGAUCACUCCUUAUGUCGGAAGCUAUGCUGCUUGUAUGUCAGCUGCCAAAAUUAUAAUUGUCCUAAUCCUUUUGUUCAUUGUCAAACUAGCUGUGAACGGAUUUGUGUCAAUUGUAGAAAGAGCUGAAUUGUUACUUA
Molecule: messenger RNA, 1650 nt
Organism: Erigeron canadensis
Lineage: Eukaryota; Viridiplantae; Streptophyta; Magnoliopsida; Asterales; Asteraceae
Exons: 3
Coding region: 151-1455 (434 amino acids)
Cellular component (GO): membrane
Molecular function (GO): metalloendopeptidase activity
Source: RefSeq, a predicted model, not a curated record